AUGUUAGAAAGCCAAGUCGCCCAACGAGCAGAAGAAGAGGCGAGGGUAGCCCGCGAAGACUGGGCGCGGGACUCAGAGAGACCAGCUGCGAACUGGGUGGAUCUGAGUGACAACGACUUCGAGGAAGCGGUGAAUGAAGCGAUGGUACUGGCAAGUGCGACAAAAGGAAGGUUGCCGCGGAGUGGAACAGAGGCAAUGAGGGAGCCGGAGACAUGGGGUCCUGCAAUGAGGGCAGAAAUGGAUCAGAUGAAAGAAAAGAAGGUGUGGACGUUGGUGGACCUACCGGAAGGAGAGAGGGCGCUAGAUGGAAUGUGGGUGUUCGAUUUGAAGAUGGACGGUGCAGGAGAAGUCGUGAAACGGAAGGCAAGAUGGGUGGCGAGAGGGGACCAGAUGGUGGAGGGCCGAGACUUUGGAACGAAGUGGGCGAUGGUAGCCAGGAUGGAGUCAGUGCGGAUGGUAUUUGCGGUGGCUUCUGUGAAGGGUCUGCACGUGCGACAGUGGGAUUUCUCUGGGGCGUACCUAAAUGGGACAAUGGAUCGGGCCGUAUACAUGAAACAGCCGCGCGGAUUCGAAGAGAAGGGGGAGGAAACCAAGGUGUGUCUUCUCUUGCGACCGCUCUAUGGGCUGGUUCAGGCGGGGCACAUCUGGUACAAGACCUUGAGCACUGGGUACGGGGAGUUGGGAUACCACGAAAACGCGGCAGACCCAUGCGUACGGACUCGAAACCUCGGCGGAAAAUACACCAUAACGAGCACCCACACGGACGACGUGAUCGGAGCAUCCUCGAGCGAUCAGGAAAGUUCACACGUGGUGGAGGAAUUCGCGGCGAAGUGGGAUUUGAAGGAGGUCGACCUCAACCUACUGCUGGGCCUGACAGUGGAAAAACUGUCGAACGGGGACAUUGCGCUGAGUCAGAGACAAUAUUUUGAAAAGGUGCUCGAUCACUUUGGAUUCGCUAAUUUGCCUCCGCUGUCAACCCUGCUUCCCCCUGGCUAUCAAGUCCGCGCAUCCCCGAACCCCCUACCAAUAGAGGACGCUGAGUUCAUGCAAGACAAACCGUUUCGGCAGAUCCUCGGGUCGAUCGUCUGGGGCAGCAGCGGUACGCGUCCCGACCUUGCCUACGCAUGCUGCGCGUUGGGACACGUCCAAGCAAAUCCCGGACCUGAACACUGGCAAGUCCUCGUUGGCGUGCUUCGUUACAUCAAAGGGACGCUCGAUUACGGGGUCAAGUACUCGCCAAAUAGUCAAAGCCCAGGCGGAGACCUCAAGCCGGUCGGUUACGUGGAUUCGGACUGGGCCGGCUGCGUGGAUACUCGGAGAUCAACCACCGGUUACAUAUUCUUCAUGGGCGGAGCCCCGGUCGCAUGGUCAUCGAAACGGCAGGCGGUCGUCGCACUGUCGUCCACCGAGGCCGAAUACAUUUCUCUCGCUCGUGCCUCGCAGCAAGCGACUUGGAUGAAAAACUGGCUGGCCGAGGUCUUCUUACCGCAGGAACUUCCGUUCAGUCUCCGAGGCGAUAACCUGGGAUCGAUCAGUCUCACGGAGACCACAAAAGGGCAUGGCUUGGCAAAACACAUCGACAUUCGGUAUCACUACAUCCGCGAUCGCGUCAGCAAGGGGGAGAUCGCGGUUACAUCCGUGCCGGGGAAGGAGAACGUGGCCGAUAUCAUGACGAAGUCGCUUGGAAGGGUGGAUCAUGAGCGGAUAUGCCAUGCAUUGGGUCUCGACUGGAGGAGAACUGAACUCCAGGGGGAGUGUUGA
Molecule: messenger RNA, 1761 nt
Organism: Mycena citricolor
Lineage: Eukaryota; Fungi; Basidiomycota; Agaricomycetes; Agaricales; Mycenaceae
Source: the annotation of a GenBank genome assembly